Messenger RNA from Pelobates cultripes (western spadefoot toad), 32278 nucleotides. NCBI's taxonomy places the organism in Eukaryota, Metazoa, Chordata, Amphibia, Anura, Pelobatidae. The record is from the annotation of a GenBank genome assembly.
GGCCUAGUCACAUCCGGUGCCCUUUCAGUUCGUUGCCAAGACAAUAGAAGUGGCGGUUGGUUCGGUGAAGUCUCGCGGUGUUUGGCUCAGUGACUGCCAAUCAGUGAGCUCUCGCCGCGUCUUGGGUGAGCGCGUGGGAGCUGGCGGUGGCGCGAGGUUGGAAGUGUUGCACGCGGACAGUGAGCCGGUACGGGGGUAUACUGGGAGCGGCGCGCGCUGCCCUCAUUGUCCUGUUACAAAUGGCUGGAAUUACCUCAGUAUCGCACAAUUUAUUAUUUCAGACUAUUGUAUCGGUAGUAUCUGCGCAGUGUAAAAUUUUUUUAUGGCUUGUGCAGACACAGUUAUCAAAAUCAUUGCGCACAGUCGUCCUUAAAAGGUUUGACCAUAAGCACUACCUCGAGCUGUAAUGGUGAUGGUGCCUCUCACCCCAAUAAUGUACCCGCUCACACCGUGACAUGGGGAAUAAUAUCCGAUACAAUAGCCCAGUAUUGUGUGCUUCCCUCAGUCAGGCCCGGGGUGGGGGCAGUGUAUUUCUGUAUAUGCAAUUAUUAUUAUUAUUUUGCUGUUGGGCAGUAUGUGUGAGCUGCUGGUCUGUACUGUGUGGCAGUCAUACCCUGCAGGAGGAAGAUCAUUUAAAGGGAUACUACAGAGUUAUACAAACCUUUAUUCCUAUCGCUAUAGUUCCUGUUAGAACUACGCAGCCACCUCCUUUGUAAUAAAAAUGUAAAAUGUUUUCUUCCUUGCCCAUUUCCAACACAAAGGCUCCUUCGGCAGUGUUUACCUGGCCGCAUCCUCCAAUGUUGAGGAACAGUCAUGGCCUCCAGUGGGACGGUCCAAUCAAAAGCUACUUCUAGGAGCAUUGAGGACUUACUGCGCAUGCACACCGUCACGCUUUCCUAUAGGAAAGCAUUGAAGCAGCACUUUCCUAUGGCAGCCUGUACAUCACUUGAGUGAGUUUUACUCGAUUUACAUUGGAGUGAAGUUGCUAUGGUGUGAAAAGGUCCCAGGUGCCAGUUUAUGUUCAGAAGUUAAACUGUUACUGAACGGUUUAACCUCAAAGUUUCAAUUCCUGGGAUUGUGAGCUAUACCCAGCCACUUCCAUUUGAGUCAGAGGCUUCAAUCAAGAAGCCUGGGACUUGUCGCUGUCAUAGCGUCCACCGACCAGUAGCUCCUGAUUCACAAAACGAAAUGAAAAGGGAAGCUAUUGACAUGGGGAGCUACGGACAUCCCGAGAGUGUCAGCUGAUGCUCUCAGCCUACCACCUGCACACAGUCUGAGGCUUCCUUAUUGAUGUCUUGGACUCAAUUAAAAGUAGAUGGGUAAAGUUGAUGAUGGGCUAACCACUGAGUUAAAAGGACCACUAUAGUGCCAGAAAAACAUACUCGUUUUCCUGGCACUAUAGGGUCUCAAGGUCCCCCCUCCCGCCGGGCUCACUCCGUGGUGGGGACUCACCACCUCCUUUCCCCGUCAUCGGCUGAAUGUGCGGCAUGAGCCGCGCACGCAUUCAGCCAGUCUCAUAGGAAAGCAUUAUCAAUGAAAAUCACAGUGAGAAGUGCCUCUAGCGGCUGUCAAUGAGACAGCGACUAGAGGCUGGAUUAACCCAUAGGUAAACAUAGCAGUUUCUCUGAAACUGCCAUGUUUACAGCAGAAAGGGUUAAUCUUAGAUCGACCUGACACCCAGACCACUUCAUUAAACUGAAGUGGUCUGGGUGCCUAUAGUGGACCUUUAACCCUUUAAGGACCAAACUUCUGGAAUAAAAGGGAAUCAUGCCAUGUCACACGUCAUGUGUCCUUAAGGGGUUAAGUCUGCGCCAGGGACCUCCUUACAACAUAACUUCAUUCUGAUUAAGUUGUUAUGAUGCCCAAAGUGUGUGUAAAGACAUAGGCAAUUAUCCAAGUUCUGAAGCCAAUCAUAGAAUUUGAGCUAUAUGUCUGUUCCACCAUAAUUUACUUAUUUUAUAUUGAAGCGGUACUGACACACCAUAGUUACCGCAUCUAAUUUUAACUAAAAACAUAAGACAAAGAAGGAACUACUUUGUCUUAUGUAUUCUUUCUACUCCUGAAGUGUCAAUCCCACCAUCAGGGAAUUGGCUCUGUUUAUGUUGAAUCUCGUGAGAUACUCCAUAGACCUCAACGCUGUACCCUCAUGCAUGCACUAGAGUACAGCAGUGAUGUCGGCUCCUGGCAGGAAAGCAUUCAGCCAAUGGUUUCCUAUAGGGAAAACCUAACGUGCUCGGCAACCUACGAGUAUGCACAUUUGGUUCCUACUUUUGUUGAUGUCGGAGGAAGCCUCCCCUAAGGAUCUCGGCGUUGGAAUGAGGUCAAGUAGAAAAAGGGUUUUUAACCCUUUAAUUGCCGAGGAGGGGGCAGAGGGAUAAUAUAGUGUUAGGAAUACAGCUUUUGUUUGACUUCGUUAACAGCAUGCUCGCCUCUUCAUCAGUCGCUCCAUUCCUAUAUUCCCUUGCCAUGCUAGGAGUGUCGGCUUGGGAGUUAUCCUAGCAACCAUGGCGCAUGCACCGUGCGUGUGGAGUACAGAAGGACCGCUGUGGAGGGUCUUUUUUGCUCUCCCUUGUCAGUCAAUUCUUUGGCAUAAAGACCACACUGAAAAACUGACUGACAGUGAGAGACCUAUUUUUAAUUAUAUAUUUUUUCUCUUCCAAUCAAUACUUUUGCUACCACAAUAUAUAGAUCAAAUUUUAUGGUCUUUAGAAGAGCAUAUGUUGUUAUAGGUACCCUUUAGUAGUCCAUACUUUGUCUCAGUAUAUCUUCAAAGAGAGUCAAUCUGAGUGUUUCAUAAAUACUCAUUUUGGAGUGGGAGGGUGACAGCGCCGCUUUCAGCUGAACUUUGUGCAGUGCUGAGGCAUCCUCGGCAGCACUGCUCACUUCUCCUCUCAUCAUGUCACGGAGGAGUGCUAUAAUCCAAUGCUUCUUGUAGAAGCAUUGAAUCAAUGCUUUCCUCGGGGAGCUUCUCUGUCACGGUCAGUGCAGCAGAAGUGCUUCUAGUGGCUGUCAUACUGAUAGCCACUAGAGGUGGACUGAAUCCUGCAAUUUUAAAGUAACACUAUAGUGUUAAAAACAUUGUUUAGGCUUCCAUACCCCCUUUGCACGCUUUAAAAAGGGUUAAAACGUACCUUUUAUUUGUGCGCUUGUUCACUGCGCUUGGCCAUUCUCCGCCUCCUUGACUACGAUCAAAAUUAAUGAUUCUAGCCAAUCCAAUGUUUUUUCCAUCGUAAAGUAUUGGGAGACUAUUCCGCAUGCAUAGCAAAAUGCUGCGCCAAUCAGCAUCUACUCAUAGAGAUGCAUUGAAUAAAUGCAUUUCUAUGAGGAGCGUUUAGCAUCUCCAUGCAAAGCACUGACCCAGGAAGCACCUCUAGUGGCCGUCUGAGUGACUGCCACUAGAGGUGUUCCAUGGCAGUAAUGUUAACCCUGUCAUUUCUCAGAAAAUGCAGUGUUUACAUUAAAAUGCCUGCAUGCACAUACUAUACACGCCAGAAUAACUAUAUUAAGCUGUAGUUGUUCUGAGAACUGUAGUGUCCCUUUAACAUUGGGAUAAAACUAAAACUUGAUUAUUUUCUUAGAUUAUGUUUUUAGAAUUUUUCUUUUCACAUCAGGUUUGUCAAUUAACAUUUGCUUAAAGGGAAACUCCAGUGCCAGGAAAACAAUCCGUUUUCCUGGCACUGCAGGUCCCCUCUACUUCCCACCACCUAUCCCCCAGUAGCUGAAGUGGUGAAAACCCCUUCAGGUCACUUACCUGACACCUCGCCGAUGUCCCUCGGCGGUGGUUUCUGCUCGCCGCCGCUCCUCCCAGUGAUUACGUUAGUUGGUGGGCGAGACUGAUCCCGCCUGCCGGCUGAGGAAACCUAAUGUGCAUGCACGGCAAUGCCGCAUUAGAGUUCUCCAUAGGAAAGCAUUGAAAAUGCUUUUCAAUGCUUUCCUGUGGGGAAUUGAGCGAAGCUGGAGGUCCUCACACAGCGUGAGGACGUCCAGCGACGCUCUAGCACAGUGCUAUGGACACGGAAGUGCCCUCUAGUGGCCCUCUAGUAGACAGCCACUAGAGGUGGAGUUAACCCUGCAAGGUAAUUAUUGCAGUUUAUAAAAAACUGCAAUAAUUACACUUGCAGGGUUAAGAGUAGUGAGAGUUCGCACCCAAACCACUCCAAUGGGCAGAAGUGGUCUGGGUGCCUGCAGUGUCCCUUUAAGAGAGGAUGAGCUUAUUUACAGACUUUAUACAUCUAGUUAACAUAUGUUAUACACACCAGAACUAAUACAUUAAGCUGCACUUGUUCUAGUUCUAGACUAUAGUGUCCAUUUAAGAGGACAAGGAGCCUGUACCCAGACAACUUUAUUUAGAUGAAGUGGCAGGGGUGACUAUAGUAUUUAUUUAAUAUAGGGUUGCAGCAUGGGAUACAAAACUAUGGUCAUUAAUUAGGCUCUAGUCCUUUCUUUUUUUUUUUUUCAUUCCACUUAUUUAUCAGUUUACCUUAGAAGAUACUUUGAUAUGUAUUUUUAGCUUAUUGAGGUUACUUCAUUGGCCUGUUGAAAUUUUGUUUAAUGGUAUUCCUAUUGUUUCAGCCCGGAACAUAGUUUAGGUGAUUUUUUUCCAUGCUGCAGCACAAAGAUGUUUUUAUUCUCUUUUUCUAAUAGGGGUUCUACUGCUUUUAUGGAUUGUUGGAUGCUGAUACUGGGGUUAGGAUGCAGUUUAAGAUGUUGAAAUUGGGGGAACAGAUACAAGAUAAUCAGGGCUUGACAAAAUUACUUGGAAUCUAUGAGCCAUUUUGCAUGUAUUUUGGAUCUGGAAUGCCCUUCUGGGUGGGAUCAGUUUGAUAGGCAAAUGGCCCUGGUUCUUUUUGUAAUUACACAAGAUGAGCUAAAAUCAGCUGGAGAUCUGAGCAGGGACCCACCAAAGGGCAGGCUACUUCAGCUGUUGUUCAGUCUCAGUACUCUCUUGCACCUUGUUCUUUGCUCUCCCCAAGUUCAAAGGGUAAUCCAGAAGUGGACACCUUGUUCACAGUGCCUAGAGGGGUAACCCUAUACCUCACUGACAAGGCCUAACAAGACUGAAACAGUUGUCUGGGGUUGCUGUAUCUCUAAUGCAGAGAGAGCCAGCCUGCAUUUUGGAUCUGGAAUGCCCUGUUGUGUGGGAUCAGUCUGAUAUACAAACUGCCUUGAGCUGUUGUCCGUUCUCAGUAUUAUCUUGCAACUUAUUUGCUCCCACCUAAAAAAGUUAGGAACCAUUUUUUUUUUUUUUUUUUAAAUGCUUUAUUUUCAACAAAAAAAAUACAAUUCAUAAAGGGACACUCCCUCGCAUUAGAGCCCCCUGAAGCCGCAAUCAGCGCCGAGAUGCAUCAGGGUUGUAUUUGUGAGCAGUGUUUGUGCAUUUGAAUGUAAGCAUGUUUUUGUAUAGAGUUUGUGUGCAUAUAGGUGUGUAUUUGUAUAUACUAUUGUAAUGCAGCGAUGUACUUGUGUAUUGGGUUUUGUGUUUGAAUGCAGGGGUGUGUUUGUAUGUAGUGUUGCCUUUUAAAUGCAGGUGUGCUUUUGUGUGUAGUGUAGGUGUUUGAAUGAAAGGGUGUUUGUAUAUAAUUUUAGCGUUUUAAGACGGGUGUAUUUAUAUGUAAUGUAUGCCUUUUAAAUGCGGAUGUACAUUUGUGCAUAUUAUUGGUGUUUCAGUGAAGGGUUGUGUUUAUAUAAUAUUUUGGAGUUUGAAUUAUUGGGUAUGUUUUUAUAUGUAGUGUUGGCUUUUAAAUGCAUGUGUGAUUUUGUGUGUAGUGGUGGUAUUUGGAUGAAGGGUGUUUGUAUAUAAUUUUUGUGUUUUAAUACAGGAUGUGUUUGUGUUUAUCCCCUAAAGGACACAUCUUCAAAAGCUUGUCUUGCACUUAAAGGACCACUAUAGUGCAAGGAAAACAUACUCGUUUUCCUGGCACUAUAGUGCCCUGAGGAUGCCUCCACCCUCAGGGUCCCCCUCCCGCCGGGCUGGAUAGAGAGGAAAGGGUUAAAUCUUACCUUUUUUCCAGCGCCGGGCGGGGAGCUCUCCUCCUCCUCUUCGGCUGAAUGCGCAUGCGCGGCAGGAGCUGCACGCGCACUCAGCCAGUCUCAUAGGAAAGCAUUCAUAAUGCUUUCCUAUGGACGCUUGUGUCUUCUCACUGUGAUUUUCACAGUGAGAAGCACGCAAACGCCUCUAGCGGCUGUCAAUGAGACAGCCUUUUGGAGACUGGAUUAACCCUAUUAUAAACAUAGCGGUUUUUCUGAAACGGCUAUGUUUAUAAAAAACAGGGUUAAUCUUAGAGGGACCUGGCACCUAGACCACAUCAUUAAGCUGAAGUGGUCUGGUUGCAUAGAGUGGUCCUUUAAGGGCACAAUAAAUUUUCAAAUUUCUUGCUGUUUGCGUUCAACGGCAAUUUGCAUUUCACUAUUUUAUUGCACAAAUGCAUAUUAUAUGCCGUUUUUUAAAGGACAAAAAGGGCUUUAAAUUGAUGUAACAUAUACAUAUAUAAAUGCUUAUUUAUUAUAAAAAAAUACAAAAAAUGCCCCCAAAUUUAAAAAUAUAUAUAUUUUUUUUCAGUUUUUGCCAUAAUAAUGUGUGCAUAAUUAGUGCAGGUUAGGAAAAGUAAUUAAAAAUAAAUUAAUUUAGUUUUUCUGAUUUACAGACUAUGUAAUGUGUCUAGGAUUUUCAUUUUGUUUUUUUUUUUGUUUUUUUGUUAGUUACAGGUCACAAAACACAAGGAGUAAAAUAAACUUUUAAUGUGGAGCGAUUUUAGAAUUUGGCAUGUUUGUCUUGUAAGCUUAAUAGCCAUCAGAGAAAACAAAAUUGCCACACAAAAGUAUAUAUUUAUAUAAAACAGACUUCACAGGCUAUUUAACGUUAUUUUGACACUUUUUAAGUAGCCAUUUCACCACCAAUCUCUGCUACAUAUUGGACUAAAAUGUAUUUUUUUUUUUACACACAAACUUAUAACAAAGAACUUCUCGUGUGUAUUUUGUAAAGUUGGUGUGUGACUAAUUUUGUGUUAAGCUACAUCUGCUGAGUACAACGAUACCCCCAUUGUCUUUGGCACUAUUUCUUGAAGCUACAGUGCCAUAUGGGAGACCUGUCCAUUUCAGUAAUUACAUUUUUUACUUUUUACACAAGAACUUUAACUAAACAAUGUUAAAAAAAAAAAAAUCUUUUUUUUCUCUAUUUUUAAAUAUCUUUUCACCCCUAACAUAACACUAAACUCCCUAAAUUCCCAUGAAUUACCACGCACCCUAAUUAACUAAAUAAAAUUACAAAUAUAAAAAUAAUGAAAUAAUCAGUCAGAGGUCAGAAUUGCAGAAGCCUCCUUGGCCCUAAACGUCGUCAGCAACUUUAAAUGGAAGAACUAAAUAAUAACAAAUAAAAAUGUAUGUGUGUGUGUGUGUUUAAUAUAUAUAUAUAUAUAUAUAUAUAUAUAAACAAUGUGCAACUUAUUCUCUUUGGGUGUGAAAAACUUUAAAACAGUUGCCAAUGCAAAGGCCGACUGAGAGGGGCAAUAAAAGCUGGUUGGUUUCCUUCCUUAUGCCCCUCUGGUAGCACAACCUGCACCUUUUCUGGGGUGUCUCCUUUUUGGGGGUUGGUGGUAUGCGGAAACAGAAGUGACCUGUCUCAACCCUUCUGCUGCUAGGCUUGGCUUAUGGUUCCCCACUGUGGCACUCAGUGAGCAGCCCAGAAAUCCGCUGAAACUGGAAAUCCAGAAAUGUGGAUUUAAUGUCAGCAUUUGCCUUUUUGUACAAAAUAAAGGCAUUGUGUGUCGCCAUUUGCAUAAGGUAAAUGCCAAGCUUUUUGUACCAUGCCCUGGUCUUCCUCAGUAUUAAAUAUGGCUGCAGCAGUUGGUCGGACAGGUCAACUCCCCCCAUAUGCUUGUUGUACUGCCUAAAGCAGACUGGCACUCGUCUAAUUUCUUGUCUGCCACGAACUGCGACUCUCCGAGUGUGCUCAGUAUGCAUGGAUGUUAGCAUGAACACCUCCUUUUUAUCUUUGAAUUUGAGAGCCAGCAAUUCGUCCUGGCAGAGAGCAGCAGUUUCCUCCCUCUUGAGCUUUUUUUGUGCCAGGGCUUUUGGGAAACCGACAUGUUUCUUUCGUAUAGUGCCGCAGGCCACAGUUUCGAAGCAAUAAAGCAUCCUAAGAAGAGGGAUGCUAUUAUAGUAAUUAUCUAUAAAUAAAUGAUACCCCUUAUUUAGCAAUGGGUUAAUUAGAUCCCAUACGAUUUUCCACUCGUCCCAAUAAUAUCUGGGCAGCCUGGGGGAUCCAAGUGACUGUCUUUACCUUCGUAAACAUGGAAGGUGUAAACAUAACCACUGGCACUUUCACAACGUUUAUAUCACUUUAUCCCAUACCGGGAUCUUUUGGCCGGGAUAUAUUGUUUAAACCCCAAUCUGCCCUAUUUUAUUAAAGACUCAUUUACACAAAUAUUUUUUUGUGGGGUGUACAAUGAGCCAAAUUGUCUGUUGAAGUGGGAAAUAAGGGGGAGAAUCUUAUAGAGAUUAUCAUACUGACUAUUAUCUCUUGGGGGGCACUUUGAAUUGUCGCUGAAGUGUAAAAAGCGAAGUAUUGCUUCAUAUCUGGACCUAUUCAUGGUCUGGGAGUAAAUAGGGGUGCUGCAUACAGGAUUUUUGGGGCAGUACAUCCUGAUGCUGGGUUUUUUAAUAAUGGCCAUUAGCAUAGUUAGUGCCCCAAUUUUUUUUAAUUCUGGCACACUGGGGUACCAACUCCCUUGCCUGGCGAUGAGACUCUGAUCAUUAAGUGGUAGUUACUGCCCUAAAAUAUCAUCCCCCAAGUAUAACUUCAUGAAAUCCAGUGCACUGUAGUUAGUGACGUCCAAAUGAAUUCCAGGACUAGCAGUAAACUCUGGGAUGUCAGGCGUAAAAUCAUUUAGGGGUUCCCAGUCACCAGCGUCAUGAGCCAGAUCAGGGGACUCUGCGCUUACAACAGAGGGCCCUGCAGUAUCUGGCACAGAGUCAUCACCACUCUCAGGGGCACUAUCUGUGGCGUCAGAGUCGGCAGCUAAUAUAUCAUAGGCCUCCUCAGCAGUGUACCUUCUAGACGUUUUGAAGGUGUAACUUUAACUUUUUUUUUAAACAUUUUUUUUUCUUUUUUUUUUAUACUUUUUUUUUAAACUUCGAUCUAGACUUCCGGUCUAGACACAAACCGGCUCCAUUAAUUUAAAGUAGUUUUGGUGGCUAUUGUGUCCCUUUAAUGUGUGCAUUGAUUGCUGGGUUGUGUUUAGAUGUAAUUAGGGAUGCACCGAAAUUUCGGCUGCAACGGGUCAAAUUUGCCAAAACGUAAAAAAAUAAAAUAAAUUAUUUUUACAUUUAUUUUUAUUUUUGUAGUGCAUAGACAUACUUGCAUUAACAAUUCAGAUGAUUAUAUAUCACAAUGAAAGUUGGUAAUGAUAACAUGAAAAGUCAAGAGUACUGCACUAGGUACAGGGGGAGGGGAACACUAUGGGACAGAGGACGGGGGGAAGAACACUAUGGGAUGGGGAAGAGGGGGGAAAAGAACACUAUGGGACUGGGGAGGAGAGAGGGACAUUAAGGGGGGGCACUAAAAGAAGGGAAGUUUUUCAUAUUAGUUUAAUUAAAUUAAUGAAAAAGUCUAAUAUUAAUAAAAUUAUAGGAAAAAACCUUUAAAAAAUGAUUUUGGGGAAAAAAGUUGUUUUUGGCCAAGGGCAUCCUGAAUUUCCGGUUUCGGACCAGAAUUCUCUUUUCGUUGCAUUCCUAGAUGUAAUGUUGGCUUUUAAAUGUGGAUCUAUAUUUGUAUGUAGUAUUGGUGUUUGAGUGAAGGGGUAUAUUUGUAUAUACUUUUGGAGUUUGAAUGCAGGGGUGUGUUUAUAUGUAAUAUGUGAGUUGGUGUUUGAUUGCUUUGAUGUAUGCACAGGCACAAAUACACUGCCACAUACAUACAUACAUACAUACACAUACAUUAACACACUGACACACAUAUCUUGACACACACCACCACCACCCCUGACACACAGAUGCACACCUUGACACACAAAUAAACACGAUGUGACAUACACAUUUAUGUCAUAAUAAAUUACAUAAUUAGUAUAUUUGCAGCCACCCGCCUGUUAGUAUACCUUUUGUAUCCAGGAGGAUGGCGUGCUGGCUGAGGUUGAUGGGUGUGUUGGGUCUGGAGUGGCUCUCUCUCAAGGUGCCUGUGUGACCUUCUCCUCCUCCCUCAUGGCGAGCUCAGUAAGGAGCUAUGAGGAGAUAACUUACUCCCGGCAUCGUUGAUCGUACAGGAACCUGGUGCAGUCGCGCCGGCGGUUGUUCCGCCUCUGACGGAGGCUAUUUUAAUGAGAUGGUCUCAUAGAGACCAUUUGAUAGAAACGUAGAAUGUGGCGGUAGAUAAGAACCAUUCAACCCAUCUAGUCUGCCCAAUUUUCUAAAUACUUUCAUUAGUCCCUGGCCUUAUCUUAUAGCUAGGAUAGCCUUAUGGCUAUCCCACGCAUGCUUAAACUCCUUCACUUCUUUUAAAUAUAGUCUCCUCCUUUACUGUUUUGAUUCCCUUUAUGUAUUUAAAUGUUUCCAUCAUAUCCCACCUGUCUCGUCUUUCCUCCAAGACAUACAUGUUAAGAUCCUUUAAAGGGACACUAUAGCUUAAUGUAGUUGUUCUGUUGAUUAUACUAGUUCCCUUUGGUCUUUUUUCAUGCAAACACUGCCUUUUCAGAGAAAAUUCAGUGUUUACAUUGCCUCUAGGGACACAUUCAAGUGGCCACUCCUUAGAUGGCCACUGGAGAUGCUUCCUGGGUCAGUGCUGCCGAAAAGAAGCACUGACGUUCAGCAUCCCCACGCUUUGCAUCAGUGGCGUACACACAAUCCCCGGUGCGAAACUGAUCCAUGGGCCCCUCUCACUCCCCCGACAGACACACACAGACACACAUACGGACACAUACAUACAUAGACACACACAUACAUACUCACACGUCACACAUGCAUACAAAGGCACAUACAUACAUACAGACAGGCACACACACACGCACAUAUACAAAAUCUUUGUCACCCUCCUGUUUCCUACCUUGUAGGUGCAGGAGGGUACUUUCCCUGGGGUCCAGUGGUGGCUUAGGUUGAUGGGAGUCAGAGUUCCCAGUCUGACUCCCUCUCCUUCCACUCGCGCGGGCUCUCUGAUAUCUGGGAGGAGACACUGGAGCAGUCACUUCCUCCCAGCUGUGAUGUCAUCACAGGGGGCCCGGUCGCGCUGUUAAAGCGAAGCAGCGCUGACUGAGCCCCCUGGAAAUCCAUACCCAUUGGGUAGCAUGGGCUACCCGAUGGGACACUUGAACGUGCGGCCCCAGCCCCCAAUGGGAAAGCAUUGGAUUGGCUCAAAAUCGGCCAAUUUGAGUGUCACAAAGGGGGCGGAGCCAGCACCGGCAGACCUGCGCGGCGUUGGAAAUAAGGUGAAUUUUAAACUUUUAUAGGGGGACUAAGGUUAGGGCUCUGUCAAAUAUUCUGUACUCUGCCCUUGAGUUUUUACGUCCAAGAUGCAUUAUCUUGCACUUAUCCACAUUAAAUGUCAGCUGCCACAUCUCUGACCAUUUUUCUAGUUUACCUAAAUCAUUUGCCAUUUGGCUUAUCCCUUAUUGAUGAAGAGCCUUGAAGAGAGCACUGCGAUGAGGGAGAAAACAUAAGCAAACUCACUUUUUUCGUUUACACAGGGGGAGGCCAGUACCCUAUUUAACAGAUCACAGAUACAUUAUGUUAUUCACAGUUUGCUGGAAUCACUGCACACACUUGGUAAUGCAGAUAGUUAGAACAUUUGCAUAUGCGUAUGUGUACCAAUUGGAUACAAAAAGACAUCUGUCACUGCAGGUUUUUGGUUAGCAAAUAACUUAUGCUAGAUCAGAUAAAGAUGCUAAUGUAAUUAAUCAGUGGGUAAUAUUAUAUUUUAAGCUGGUUACAAUGUAAAAAUAGUGACAACAUAAUACUACGUUCUAGAAUAGUUUUGAGUGUUUCUGAUAAGAGUAGAUUUGCAUCUUGUAAGGAAAUGACAACUACUUCCUUAUUUAAUUAUUUUCUUUGUUUGCAAGGAGACUGAAAGAGCUUAAUGCUAAGACGCUUAUUCACCAAAAUUGGCUGGAGAGUGGUCAACUUAUGAUCUCAGCCAAUGAACUAGCCCUGCACUCCUGGACUUACCCAGGGAAGCUAAUGGAAAUUAAAGAGCUGACGCUUUCAGCCUAACAGCAGUGCCGACUCAUCGACUUCUCUGAGGCUUCCUUAUUGAAAACUUGGAUAUUGUCAGAAAUUAGGGUUCAGAGUGGAUAGCUACUGGCUCCACUACCUUAAGACCAGACAGUGCCCAGGUUCUCCUGGCUUAGUAGCAGCUUCAUUGAAUUACAUUGUUAUGGUGCCUGGAGUGGGUCUGUAAGGGAAAAGGUAGUUUUUAAGCCACAAAUCUUGUAUGACUAAGCUAUGAAGGAAGCGGUGAGAGGCUUUUCUUUGAAUAGACUCUCGACUGUUAAAUUUUGGCUUGCUUUAUAUUCUUUUAUGUAAGCGGCUUCUUAAUAUAUAUUGGUGUGGAACUUAUUGCCGAUAUGAAGUGAAUCUUUUUUUUGUAGAUUUAUAAACGGACUAGCACAUUGUCAUUAGACCUAGGAUAGGACACCCCUGUGCUCUAUUCAUAAAGCCCGGACAUGGAUCUGUAAUGUGUGAGUGGUUCCUUAAAGGACCACUCUAGGCACCCAGACCACUUCAGCUUAAUGAAGUGGUCUGGGUGCCAGGUCCCUCUAGGAUUAACCCUUUUUUUUAUUUUUUUUUAAGUAAAUCAAUAAUCAAUACUGGACUCAGUAGAAAUAGUGAAUCUUGAAUCAAUGAAAAUAUAGUGAUGAAUAUUAAAUAGUCUUUAGAUGUACCAGCUGGCUAGAUCUAAACCUCCUAUAAACAAAAGUAGGUAGAAUACACUGGCUGGUCAAGGGUUAAUAUAGUAGAGAUCCUGUAUAAUAGAAUCAGUACACCAUGUAUCAGAGUAGUAUAUGGUAUAUAAACAGUAAUAAAAAUUAAUAGUGUGACAAGACCAAUCUCGCCACAUUGCAUUGGAGAAGACUGGUUGCUCGCCUGCUGCCUUUGGACUAUGGCCCCAUGUUAAAAGACAUUGUUUUUCCCUGCAGAAAAGACUUAUUCGUGAUUUUCUGCCUGGUGUUCGGUAGAUUCAAUCUACCGAAUAACCACACGAAUGACUGGACCACCUGGGAGCUGGAGUGUGCCGGCAAUUAGCCUCCCUGAAGCUGCGGUUAACCGCAGCUUAAUUGACGAAUGCUGGGUGGCCGCCAUUCGUAUCACGAACACGAGGUCGCGGCCAUUUUAAACAUGCGAACGCACAGCGGUGUUCGACGCUUAAUUCAUGGAACUGAAAUCGGACACAGUUUUGCGCGAACACCGCUGAAGCCGCCGACCUACCUUCUUGUUCGGUGAAAGUGCAUGAAGGGCCCGGUGUUCGGUAGUUUUGUUUGAAUGUGUUAUACCCCAGAUAGGAAUCCGAUGGUGCCCAUUCGCAUGAAACUGACUGUGUAAAGACUUUAGCUCCAUGGCGAUUAAACUGUAUUCGUGUGUUCUGAGCGCCAUUCGCUUAAUAAUGUGCGCUCAGACCUGAGCUAUCUAGGGAUAUGUUAAAUGUAUGCUUUUAAUGUUAUGUGUCUCACAUAGAGUAUUUUAAUAGUAAUUCGUGUGUUAGUAUCCCCACGUGCAUAAUGGCGAUUUGCCUUUGUCUUGGGAGAUAAUUAGAUUACCUCUCAAUUAUCUCCAAGGCAGAGGGGAGCGUGCGUUCCACUGCGGCUGCUGGAUGCGUUCCAAACGCUCUCUCUCAGGAGCUGACUGUGCUGGUAUGGAGAUGCCGCCUUACACGUUUCGUGAUUCCAUAUCACUUCAUCAGAGGAUGGCAUCUGGGAGUCUUCAAUCAAUUAUAUACUCUUUUUAACUCAUUCAAUUACAAUUAACCCUUAUUUGACCGGAGUCCAACAGACCAAUAAAAAUGUAAAAAUUAAACCACAAAUACAUGAAUACAGUAUUGUGAAAUUAUAAAACAUGUAGCAAUAAUGUAUAGUAGGUAUAAUUAUUUUUUACACCUAUUCAUAAAUAAAUAAUCAGCAAGUUUCUCAAUAAGAUAGAGGAAUAAGUUAUAAAGAAUCUUAGCAGCAAUGAGUUGGGACUGGACAUACAAAGUACACAUUAAAUGUUAUAAAGUUGAAAUAAUUCAAUUCAUCUGUAUAGCAUAGGAUUGGACAUUUGCAACAUCAAGAAACAUAGCAUAAUACAAAGUAGAUAUAGUGUGUUAAUACAUAUACUGUAUUAAUACAUAUGUUGUUCUUGUAAGUCUUCUGAAAAAUAAGAUAAGAUAAUAUUAAUGGGGAGGUAGAAAAGACAAUAUACCAGAAUAUCAUUAUGGUAAAGUAAUUAUACACAUGUAAUAAACAAGUUAAAAAAUAGAAAGGUAAAAAAUGAAAAUAUUUAUAAAAGAGAAGAAUAAAAAGGAAGAAUAUUUAAAAGGAUAAUAAAAAAAUAAUAAAAGAAUAAUGAAAAAGGAUUAUAGAAAAGAUGAUAAAAAAUAAAUAUAAUAAUACCUAUCAAUAUGGCUAGAAAAGGACACACUUACUAAAAAUAUAUAAAUAUAAAAAUUUAAAAAAUUAAAUAAUAAUUGAUAAAUAAAAAGGAGUGUAUAUCUUAUUAACAAAGAAAAGCAUUACGCUCAAAGUCCACAUUAAGACCAAAAGGUUCCAAGCUAUUGAGUUAAAAUAUCCAUUUAGCUUCAUUUUUGUCAAUCAUCUUUUCAAAAUCUCCUCCCCUCCAAUGUGGAUUCACUUUUUCAAUGGCGUAGAAUUCUAGACCCUUUGGAUCAUUGGAAUGGUGGCUAGUAAAAUGUCCUGAGAGAUUGUGUGUUCAAUCCAUUUUUGAUGUUACAUUUUGAUGUCCCAAACACAACAGAGAGCUAUAAGCAUAACCACAAUUAUCGUCAAUCCCACACUAUGAAUGGAACACGUCUUGAGACUAAUUACAGAAGAAAUUAAAGAAGGAGAAGUACAACUCAAUUUAAAGUGGACAAGCUAUGUAAAGAUAAAAGAGAAAUCCCUGUAAAGUCUCCUAGGAUGAAACAACAUCCAGAACCACAAACUACUCAAAUUCAUAAGAGAGAUUUUUUAGGGUAUUUUUUAGAGAAGAGACGAGGACGGCAUUGAAGAAAUCAUGGAGAGAAAGGGGGGGGAUCAACCACGAUCCCCAAUCCAAAGGAAAAGGCAAAGAAGUGAAGAAGACAGAGAAGAAAUAAACCAGAUAUAAGUAAUUUAACACAGAAAGAUGAGAUAGAAAGCGUGUUUAAUCUAUCAAGUUAUGAUUUAAAUAAUGAUGAAAUGAAUAUACUUAAAAAAGGCCUAAAAUUUGCUCCAAAUAAAAAGAAUUCAUAAUUCAACACUUUUAUAGAUCUCCAUAAAUUUAUAAGGAAACUUACAGUAACAAAAUACUUUCUAGAAAAUAAAUUUACCAAAUGUAUUGAAGAGGAGGGAUACACACAUACGGAUCUUCAUCCACAAUCCAUCUUCUAUCCUAAACAAAUCAAAAGUGAUAACAUUCGAGUCUUUGAAAGACUGGUUGAGAGAGAUUUAAGAAAAUUGGACAAAGGAAGGAAGAUGAAAGAUAAUCUAACUAUUAAAGAAAGAAAAGUUCUAAAAACACUCAUGAAUAAUCCUGAUAUUAUAAUAAGAUCUGCAGAUAAAGGGGGAGGGGUAGUGGUGAUGAAUAUUGCUGACUACGAGAAAGAGACUACUAGAUUACUCAGUGAUCUAAAUACAUAUCUACCUCUCACGAAUAACCCUCAUGAGGUGUUUAUGGAAGAAUUUCUGGAACUAAUAAAUGAAGGCAAAGAUAAAGGGAUUUUAAAUAAAAGGGAAUAUGAUUUUAUUUGGUGUCAACAUCCGAAAACAGCAGUAUUCUACUAUUUACCUAAGAUCCAUAAAGAUCUCACCAACCCUCCGGGAAGACCUAUUAUCUCAGGCAUUAACUCAUUGACAUCCAAUCUUUCCCAAUAUGUGGAUCAAUUUUUACAACCCAUGGUGGCUAAAUUACCAUCGUAUUUGAAAGAUACUACACAAAUUAUUAAAGCUCUAUCCAAUAUUGAAUGGAAGGAAGGAUAUUUUUUAGUGACUACUGAAGUUACUUCACACGAUAAUAGAACACCUUCAAGGAUGUGAAGCCAUCCAACAUUCGUUUGCCAAGUAUUCGGAUCUAAAAAAUGACCAGAUCAGCUUCCUUGUCCAAGCAAUAGCUUUUAUUUUGAGUCAUAAUUCAUUUUGGGCACAACAGAGAUUUUAUCUUUAAAUAGAGGGCACCACCAUGGGGACCAGGUUUGCACCAAGUUAUGCCAACUUAUUUAUGGGCAAGUGGGAAGAAGAAUUUAUUUGGAACAAUACCCCACACAGUGCAGACCUGGUCCUAUGACGGCGCAAUAUUGAUGACUGUAUUUUUAUUUGGAAAGGAGAUUUAUCAUCUUUAAGUGAUUUUAAAAAUUACCUUAAUUUUAAUCCGUACAAUUUAAGAUUUACUUUUAACCAAUCCCUGGUAGAGUUUUUUUAGAUUUGGAGAUAUAUAUUAAAGAAGACAAAAUCCACACUAAGACGUACAGGAAACCAGUUGAUAAUACCUUUAUCCCUUCUGAUAGUCACCACAAGAAAACCUGGCUUGAGAACAUCCCCUAUGGACAAUUUAGGCGACUAAGAAGAAAUUGCACAGAACUAGAUAUUUGCACAAACCAGAUGGAAGAAAUGAAAGGCCAGUUCUUGAAGAAAGGAUAUGACCAUGACCUGUUGAAUAAUGCGAUGAACAAAGCUCUAAAAAUAACAAGGGAAGAGACUAUGGAAAGUAGAAGUAAAAUAUCCAAACCGGAUACAGAGACCCCUGCAUUUAUUACCCAAUUUAGUGAUCAAGCAGGAAGAAUUAGAUAUAUCUUGAAUAAACAUUGGAAAGUUUUGAAAGAAGAUAAUACUUUGGGAGCCAUGUUGGAUGAUAAAUCCAGAAUCUUCUAUUCUCGGGCUCCGAAUUUAAAAACUAUACUAGCCCCAACAAUUAAAGAAACUAGACCAUUAAGAGUUAAUCAAGGGAUGGUGGGCUUUCAGAAAUGUAAUAAAUGUUCAGGUUGUAAGAACAAUCCAACACAACCAAUCCUAACGAAAAAAUUCAGUAACGUGAAAGGAAAUGAAGAAUUUAAAAUCAAAUCAAAGUCAAAUUUGAAUUGUAACUCCAUUGGAGUAAUUUAUCUUUUAAUAUGUCCUUGUAAGAAACAAUAUGUGGGUAGAACAAAAAGAAAAUUUAAAACGAGGUUAGGAGAACAUAUCCGUAACAUCAAAAAUGGAUUGAACACUCACAAUCUCUCAAGACAUUUUACUAGCCACCAUUCCAAUGAUCCAAGGGGUCUAGAAUUCUACGCCAUUGAAAAAGUGAAUCCACAUUGGAGGGGAGGAGAUUUUGAAAAGAUGCUUGACAAAAAUUAAGCUAAAUGGAUAUUUCAACUCAAAGGCUUGGAACCUUUUGGUCUUAAUGUGGACUUUGAGCUUAAUGCUUUUCUUUGUUAAUAAGAUAUACACUCCUUUUUAUUUAUCAAUUAUUUAUUAUUUUAUUUUUAUUUUUUAUUUAUAUAUUUUUAGUAAGUGUGUCCUUUUUUAGCCAUAUUGAUAGGUAUUAUUAUAUUUAUUUUUUAUCAUCGUUUCUAUAAUCCUUUUUCAUUAUUCUUUUUAUUCUUUUUUUAUUAUCCUUUUAAGUAUUCUUCAUUUUUAUUCUUCUUUUAUAAAUAUUUUUAUUUUUUACCUUUCUAAUUUUUAACUUGUGUAUUACAUGUGUAUAAUUACUUUACCAUAAUGAUAUUCUAGUAUAUUGUCUUUUCUUCCUCCCCAUUUAUAUUAUCUAUCUUAUCUUAUUUUUCAGAAGACUUACAAUUUAAAAGAAAUUGGUCUAGAUGAAUAUUCUUGUUCUUGGGUAGAACAUUGGCUUAAGGAUAGAGUACAAGAAGUUGUAAUUAAUGGUAAAUUUUCAGGCUGGACAAAAGUGGUAAGUGGUGUCCCUCAGGGUUCUGUUUUGGGACCACUUCUAUUUAACAUAUUUAUAAAUGAUCUUGCAAUAGGCAUUGAAAGCCAUGUAUCAGUGUUUGCAGAUGACACAAAACUUUGUAAAGUAAUAAAAUGUGAGCAGGAUAUUGCUUUUCAGAGAGAUUUGGAUAGAUUGGGGGACUGGGCACUAAAAUGGCAGUUGAAAUUUAACAUAGAGAAAUGCAAAGUUAUACACUUCGGGGUUAAGAAUGCACAAGCAACUUACACACUAAAUGGUAGUGAAUUAGGGAUAACCACACACGAGAAGGACUUGGGAAUUGUUAUAGACAACAAAUUAGGCAGCAAUAUGUAAUGUCAAUCUGCAGUUGCUAAGGCCAGUAAGAUUUUGUCAUGUAUAAAUAGGGGCAUAAAUUCUUGGGAUGAAAAUAUAAUUUUGUCUCUUUAUAAAUCGCUGGUAAGACCACACCUUGAAAAUGCUGUGCAAUUUUGGGCGCCUGUUCUAAAGAAGGAUAUCAUGGCACUGGAGAGGGUCCAGAGACGAGCUACAAAAUUGAUAAAAGGAAUGGAGCAUUUUAGUUAUGAAGAAAGGUUAAAAAAAUUAAAUCUGUUUAGUUUGGAAAAACGGCGCCUGAGAGGGGAUAUGAUAACUUUAUACAAAUAUAUUCGGGGCCAGUACAAACCUUUAUCUGGAAAUCUAUUCAUAAACAGGGCUAUACAUAGGACACGAGGUCACACAUUUAGGCUGGAAGAAAGGAGAUUUCAUCUAAGGCAAAGAAAAGGUUUUUUUACAGUAAGAACAAUAAGGAUAUGGAAUUCUCUGCCUGAAGAGGUGGUUUUGUCAGAGUCCAUACAGAUGUUUAAACUGAAAUUGGAUAAAUACUUACAAAAACACAACAUACAGGGAUAUAAUUUCUAAUUAGUGGGGUAAUAGCUGCUUGAUCCAAGGAGACAUCUGACUGCUCUUUUGGGGUCAAGAAGGAAUUUUUUCCAAGUUUGUGGCAAAAUUGGAAGCGCUUCAGACGAGGUUUUUUGCCUUCUUUUGGAUCAACAGCAACAUCAUUUGUGAGGAAGGCUGAACUUGAUGGACGCAAGUCUCUUUUCAGCUAUGUAACUAUGUAUUAAUACAGUAUAUGUAUUAACACACUAUAUCUACUUUGUAUUAUGCUAUGUUUCUUGAUGUUGCAAAUGUCCAAUCCUAUGCUAUACAGAUGAAUUGAAUUAUUUCAACUUUAUAACAUUUAAUGUGUACUUUGUAUGUCCGGUCCCAAUUCAUUGCUGCUAAGAUUCUUUAUAACUUAUUCCUCUAUCUUAUUGAGAAACUUGCUGUUUAUUUAUUUAUGAAUACGUGUAAAAAAUAAUUAUACCUACUAUACAUUAUUGCUACAUGUUUUAUAAUUACACAAUAUUGUAUUCAUGUAUUUGUGGUUUAAUUUUUAAAUUUUUAUUGGUCCCUUGGACUCCGGUGAAAUAAGGGUUAAUUGUAAUUGAAUUUGAGUUAAAGAGUAUAUAAUUGAUUGAAGACUCCCAGAUGCCAUCCUCUGAUGAAGUGAUAUGGAAUCACGAAACAUGUAAGGCGGCAUCUCCAUACCAGCACAGUCAGCUCCUGAGAGAGAGCGUUUGGAACGCAUCCAGCAGCCGCAGUGGAACGGCCGGCAAGAGAGUUUAAUUUACAUCCCUGGACCUUCCGUCUACUUGACCCGGUAUAUUUUAUCUCUCUUAUGUGGGACUGCUUCUAUUUUUAACUUACAAUCUUUUAUAUUGUAGUGUGUUGUUUAGACAAUAAAUUUUGCAUUAACUAUUUGUCUGCUUCACAUAUAUUAGACUUAUUUUUGAUCCCUUGGGGAUUCUAACUAUACUAUUAAUUUUUAUUACUGUUUAUAAACCAUAUACUACUCUGAUACAUGGUGUACUGAUUCUAUUAUACAGGAUCUCUACUAUAUUAACCCUUGACCAGCCAGUGUUUAUAGGAGGUUUAGAUCUAGCCAGCUGGUACAUCUAAAGACUAUUUAAUAUUCAUCACUAUAUUUUCAUUGAUUUAAGAUUCACUAUUUCCACUGAGUCCAGUACUGAUUAUUGAUUUACUUCAAUAAGCACCCUACACCUAGGAAAAUGAGUAUGUUUUCCUGGCACUGUAGUGGUCCUUUAAAAGUUCCUUUUGUUGCAUAUACAUAUUAUGUUAUGUUUAUUGCCUCUAGAGAAGUCAAAAACUGUCUCCUGGUUAUUAUAGGUAUAUACGUAUACACUUGCUUACACUUUGGUUCAAUUGUGGUUGUCCAAAUAAUUUGUGCAUAAGUAUAUAUUAUACAUGCUGUCUGUGUAUUCUGCAUUGUGCACUUACACCUUGGUUAAUUUGUAGUUACUAGGUUGUGAAGGGCAUAUUGGAUGGUCAAGAAAUAUUAAGUGGACAUCUCUGCAAAAUUACCUGGUACAAUAUACAUACAAAGUUACGCUCAGUCUGUGGCCUGCAGAGGUAACCACCCGGCUGCAUACCGGGAAUCCGGUUGUUCACACUAUUUAACAACGUCCAGAUUUAGCAAUUCAGAAUUAAGCUCGAACAACACUGGACAGUGGAAACCCAAUUAAAUGCUUAAAAUCUGGGCCUGAAUUAAAAAAAAAAAAAAAAAGAAAGUGAACUAUUUGCCUGCUGGUUCCAUGGUGGCUACCCCACUUUCUGUACUUUAUAAAAAUUUUCAGAAAAAGUCACUUUUUGGAUAUAACCCCUAAUGUGUCUGGUUUUGGAAAUAUUGGGGUCUAUUUACUAAAGCCCAAUGGACCCGUAAUGAAUAGGGUAAAGUAUUCGAUGCAAUAUGGGGCCAAUGGUUAUACGAAAUCCUGACCGUAUUUAACUGGAGCUUGCAAAAGAUGUUCCAAAUGAGCCUGAAUGUGGUCAUUUUAGCUGGAAUUAAAGCUUAUGGACAGCUGAAAUACGGACCUAUAUGUUUAAAGAGUUACUCCAACCUCCAUGACCACUUCUGUUUUUUUCUUUUACGUGGUCAUUGUUGUAUUUGUCUCUAUGUGUACCAUUUCUGCUUGAAAUGCUGCAGAUGCAGGUUUAUUUUCACUUUUGUGCUAGGGCUACUUACAUCACAACACACGUGACUUGAUGUGAAUGUGAAUUCUGUGCAAAAUUUACAUCUGUUUGCAGUGUGCUGGCAACAGAACUUAUACCCUUGUGGGUAACACCUAUCUCCCCUCCCACAUACAUCUUCUUCCACUCCAUUCACACCUUACAAGCAUACUGCACCAUGAUGUGUAUUUUCUUGUUGUAGAUUUUAUUAUGCUGUCUGCCCCUUAAAGUGAUAUAUACGUUAUUCCAAUAGGGGUAAGAAUUUGAUAUUUAGCGCUCCACUGAGUGAUCUUUUGGUGGUAGUACGAUCCACUAAGUUCACUUUUUUCUUUCUCAUUUACCUCCUCCCUAUCAACUUCAUCUUCCUCUUUUUUUUUUUUUUUUGGAAAAUCCUGUCAACCCCCAUUUCCUUCAUUUACCAUCUGAGAGCAAUUGCAUGCACCUUAAACUGAUUAAACAGUCCUAUGAAAUGCUCCUCUGUGAGAAGCGUUUGAAUGGACAACAAAGAGAGAAUGAGUGCUGCGGGGAGUGGAAGACCCUCUCUUGGUGCUGGAUUCAAGAUAAGUUUAAUCUUUAUUUUAUAGUGUUUUUUCAUUUGAAUUAAAGGACCUAUUCACUAAUGCCCAAUAGGCCAUAUUAUUAAGGAAAUUAAACCAUCAAUAAUAAAGGGUUGGAGUAAUAAAUGAAUAACCAUGAAGAUAUUGCAAGCAUGUGUACAACUCUGGAAAAAAAAACAAAUAUGUAAAAAAAAUAAAAAAUCAGGACCCAGAGUGUAAAAUACUAAUUAUUUAUGACUUUAAGAAUUAUAAUAAUAAGUUUAAGGGAAUUAAGGUAUUAGGAAGCAGAUAGCAGCUAUUAAGACUAGAAACCAGGCAGAUAUUACUUCCCAGUUUCUAGAAAUGCCUGAUCCCAUAAGGAUGAGGUCAGUAAGUUAUCAGAAAGCAACCUAUCACUGGUCGGGUGGGGACUUAAAGGGACUCUACAGACAAUGUUAUCUCAGUUAAGUGAUCUGGGUGCUCUACCAGUGUCCUAUUGUUUUCAUGACAUUUGGCAUCCUUUGCUCUUUUGUUUGUAAAAUUCAUGAAAGUGCACCUAGUUUUAUGGGUGGUUUAGUGGGUUGGCGUGGAGCUGGGGAGGCUGAAGAAACUCCCUUAGCUGAGAGGCAUGUGCAACAGUGCAAGCUUACCAAGUUUAUAGUAAGUUUGUAAACAUUUAUUACACUCUGUUCAAAUUUUACUUGCUUUAUUUUGGUUUGCAUAUUUGUUUAAAAGUAUUUGUUUGCUGGUUUUGUCAAGUCCCCCACCCCUCGCGGCGACCUUGCUUACCUCAUAACAGCGAGCGGCGUCAUCUGGUCCCUGUCUCCAGACUUGCAGAGUGUCUGACAUUGCACGCUCCAGAGCAGCUACAUUAUAUGUGUGCUGCACCCGGUCAUGUGACCUGGCACGCAGUGAUGACCUUAGAGACCACAAGGUAGGGAAGAAACUCCUCCUACGUGUUGUGGUUAACACUAAUUGGAGAUUAGCCAAUCAGACACACCCUGUGUAUAUAAGUUAAGCUCUCCCUUGCAUCAGUGCCCUGUUGUGGUCUUUGGUUUACCAUUGAGCAUUGCACUUGUUAUUUGCAUUUCCUGGUUACUGAUAUUUGGCUUUGUCUCUCGUUAUUCCGUCUCUCUUUUUGCAUAACCCGACCAUUCUAAGGAUCGGUAUUGCAAUUCUCUCUACUCUGUCCUGUAUGCAUGUUAGGGUUCCCUAGUGAACGUUACAUUACGACAGGGCCAAAUGGACCCAGCAGACAUCUCAUAGCAUUUAGCUGCUCAGAAUUCCAAGACCACCACUUGGAUCAGUUCGCCCAGGCGGUACAGACUAUUUAGCGCACAACAAGCCGAUCCACUGGCCCCUGUUAGCAUACUUGUACAGGAAGGUUCCUCUUACUCGGUACACAUGACACCACCCCAAAAGUAUAAUGGUGAUCCUGCCCUUUGUCGUGGGUUUCUGAAACAGGUUGAUAUACACAUGGUUAUGAACCCACGCUCCUUUCCUACUGACUGGACAAAAAUAGCCUUUGCCAUUAAUCAUCUCUCUGGCUGGGCUUUAGCAUGGGCAAAUCCUAUAUGGGAAUCUGGUCCCAAUAUCACCUAUGCUGAUUUCCUGUCGUCCUUUUGGAGAACGUUUGACAUGCCUGGUAGGAUAGCUUCCGCUGGGAAAGCCUUGUUACGCAUCAAAGAAGGUUCCAGAACAGUGGUAGACUAUUCCAUAGAAUUCUGUACUCUAAUGGCGGAAGUGGCAUGGAAUAACGAUUUUCUGGUAACAGCUUUUCAGGUAGGAUUAGCUGAUUACCUACUCGAUGAGAUAGCAUCCAGAGAGGUACCCGUUUUAUUAGAUGAUCUCAUCGACUUGCAUUGUUAUAGACAAUUGCAUUAGAGAGAGAUGCUCUCUGCAACAGUCUUAUAACUAGAUGCAGGUUCAAACCUUGCCCUAUGCUUCACUACCUGCUUUGCCUCCUUGUGCUCCACCACCAGAACCUAUGCAAUUAGGAACCACUAAGUUAACUGAAGAGGAGAAACAACGCAGAAAGAGACAAGGCUUAUGCCUCUACUGCGGCAAAAAGGGGCAUGUAAGGACAUGUCCUGACCUGCAGGGAAAUGCCAGCACCUAAGACCAGAGGAGGGGGUUGGUCUUGGGUGUUUUGGAGUUAUCCCCUCACAACAAAAACUCUAGACUGCUUCUAGCGGUAACCCUCACCUUUAACGGUGAGACCAUACAUACCAAGGCCCUACUAGACUCAGGUGCAGCUGGCAACCACUCCUUCGCUGAGUCCCACGCCAUGACCUUGGUAUGCAAGGCCUCACCACUAGCCGUGGAAGCACUCAAUGGCAAGCCACUCACGAAACUCAGGAGGUGCAACUCACCAUAGGGGCCCUACACCGGAAGAGAGCAUUGCCUUUCACGUGUUGAGUUCCCCUUCAUGUCCUAUAGUCCUCAGGUUUCUGUGGUUGAGAAAGCACAACCUCGUUAUAGAUUGGGUCACUUUGGACAUAUUGUCUUGGGGUUCUACCUGCCGAUUACAGUGUCUCAUACCUAUGCAUCCCGUUUGUUCACUUAACCUGCCCUCGGCCCCUCCUCUCUCUACCUCAGUGCCUCCACAGUACGCUGAUUUAGCCCAGUUCUUUGAGAAAAGAGAGGCCGAGAGACUCCCUCCCCAUCGCCCUUAUGAUUGUGCGAUUGAUUUACUACCAGGGACUAUGCCAUCUAAAGGUCGAGUAUAUCUCCUCUCUGAGCAUGAGAAUAAGGUCAUGGAAGAAUAUAUUGAGGAGUCUCUAAAGAAAGGCAUAUCAGGUGAUCCUCAUCUCCGGCAGGUGCUGGCUUUUUCUUCGUAUCGAAGAAAGAGAGUGAUCUCAGACCCUGUAUAGACUAUAGGGGUCUGAACAAGAUAACGGUGAGGAAUGUUUAUCCAAUUCCGCUUAUCACGGAACUGUUUGACCGCUUAAAAGGUUCCAAGUGAUUUAUUAAACUGGAUCUCGGUGGGGCAUAUAACCUGGUCAGGAUAAGAGAACAAGAUGAGUGGAAAACCGCUUUUAACAGUCGCAGUGGCCACUAUGAAUAUUUAGUGAUGCCCUUUGGCCUGUGUAACGCCCCUGCUGUCUUCCAGGACUUUAUCAACUAUGUCCUCCGACUAUUACAUGCACGUUGUGUAUCUGGAUAACAUAUUGGUAUAUUCACCUGAUUUGGAAUCCCACCAUAAACAUGUCAGAUCAGUACUAAAGAAACUGCCUGUAUUGCAAACUAGAGAAGUGCCUCUUUGAUCAGACCUCUGUGCAGUUCUUGGGCUACAUCAUAUCUGAGAAGGGUUUCAGUAUGGACCCUAAGAAAAUGGAAGCCAUCAAGAAUUGUCCGCUUCCACAGGGUCUUAAGGCCAUACAAAGAUUUGUGGGUUUCGGGAACUACUACAGAAAAUUCAUAAAGAAGUUCUCCUCUGUAGUAGCCCCAAUAACCAAGAUCAUCAAAAAAGGGGUUAAUCCCUGUGUUUGAAAUUCUGAAGCCCUUGAAAACUUUCAAAACACUUAAAGAAGCGUAUAUGUCAGUUCCUGUUUUGCACCACUCUGACCCUUCGCUGCCCUUUAUUGUCAAAGUUUAUGCGUCUGUCAGGUGUUGGUGCAAUACUUUCUCAGAUAAAAACCCACAACGAUCCUCUUCACCCAUGUUGUUUUGUCUCCAAGAAACUGUCUGAUGCAGAGGAAAAACUAUGCUGUGGGGAACAGGGAAUUGCUGGCCAUAGUUUUGGCAUUUAAAGAGUUGAGACACCUAUGGGAAAUUUCUUAACACCCUACACUGAUGAUUACAGACCACAAGAACCUCUCCUACAUUGCCGAAGCCAGACAUCUGUUUUCUCGCCAUGCUAGGUGGUCCUUAUUUUUGUCUCGCUUCCAGUAUGCCAUAACAUACAGACCCGGAUACCGCAACAUUAAGGCAGAUGCCAUAUCCAGGCAACUUGAACCACUGGAGGUCGACCCCUCCCCUCCAGAACCCAUAGUCUCUUCCGCCAACAUUAUUGCAGCUACACACCUGGUUAUCUCUUCCCUCUUUUUAGAUAAAGUGAAGAGAUAUCAAAGCCAAGCACUACCUGAAACACCUACAGGUUUAUUGUUUGUACAGGGAAGGGACAGGGAAAAAGUCAUGACAUUGUUUCAUAGGUCGAAAACAUCGGGACACCCAGGCAUCACAAAAACGUAUGAUAAUAUAACAAGACAGUUCUGGUGGCUUUCUGUUAGGAGGGACGUCAAAGAGUAUGUUAUGACUUGUCAAAUUUGUACUUAGGCCAAGUCUCCCACAAGCAAGCCACCUGGUCUCCUUAUGCCACUCUCGGUGCCCAAGACGCCUUGGACGCACCUGUCCAUUGAUUUUAUAGUGGAAAUUCCCCCCCCGAGGGUCACUCGGUCAUUCUUAUGGUGACCAAUAGGUUCUCUAAGAUUGCUCACUUUGUUCCACUGAAGAAGCUUCCUUCUGCUGCGCAUUUAGCGGAGGUCUUCGCAAAAGAGGUAUUCCGGCUUCAUGGCAUACCCAUCGAUAUCGUCUCUGACAGGGGCCCUCAGGUUAUCUCACGAUUCUGGAGGGGUUUCUGUACUGAAAUGGGCAUAUCCUUGUCCUUUUCCUCAUCUUAUCACCCACAGUCAAACGGGGCUGCUGAAAUAGCGAACCAAUCACUGGAAUCAAGAUAAUUGGUCCCGUCUCCUCCCGUGGGCUGAGUUUGCCAGAAACACAGCCUCCCAUGCCUCCACUGGCAUGAGUCCUUUGUGCACAACCUAGUGUCCUUCCCGGUGUAUUCUCCAACAAGGGAAUACCAGCUUUGGACGAACACCUAGCCUCUCUUCGGGAGAUGUGGGACCGGGUCCACCUUGCUCUAACACGUGCUGUGGAAUCCCAGAAAAAGUUCACUGAUCAUCAUAGGGCUGCGGCUCUAUGGCUGUCCACGAAAAACAUACGCCUCCGUGUCCCCUCCAGGAAGUUGGCACCGAAAUAUAUUGGGCCUUAUAAAGUCUUGCAGAGAGUUAAUCCUGUCUCUUACACUUUGGACUUGCCUCCAUCCCUGCGCAUCCCCAAUACCUCCCUUCUGAAGCCUCUCCUGUGUAACCGGUAUUCGAGGUCUGUUAGGCACCCCGGCCCUGUCCGUGCAGACUCUAGCAAGGAGUACGAGGUGCAGUCCCUUCUCGACUCUCGCUUCUUCAGGGGCACCCUACAGUACCUGGUUCACAGGGUUACGGCCCGGAGAAGCGUUCCUUCUCCGGGCCGUAACCCUGUGAACGCCCCUUGUCUUGUUAGGGCCUUCCAUACUCGUUUUCCCUUGAAGCCUUCAGCUUCCUGCACUCCUGGCGGUCGUCGGAAGGGGGGGGGUUGUCAGGUCCCUGGCCCCCACACCGCUCGCGGCUACCUUCCUUACCUCAUCACAGCGAGCGGCGUCAUCUGGUCCCUGUCUCCAGACUGGCAGUGUGUCUGACGCUACACGCUCCAGCGCAGCUUCCUUAUAUGUGUGCUGCACCCGGUCAUGUGACCCGGCACACAUUGAUGACCUCAGAGACCACAAGGGAGGGAAGAAACUCCUUCUAAGUGUUGUGAUUAACACUAAUUGGAGAUUAGCCAAUCAGACACACCUUGAAUGUGUAUAUAAGCUAACCUCUCCCUUGCCUCAGUGCCCUGUUGUGGUCUUUGGUUUACCACUGAGCGUUGCACUUGUUAUUUGGAUUUCCUGGUUACUGAUAUUUGGCUUUGUCUCUCGUUAUUCCGUCUGUUUCCCUUGACCUCGGCUCGUGUUUUGACUAUCCCUUUUUGCAUAACCCGACCAUUCUAAGGAUCAGUAUUGCAAUUCUCUCUGCUCUGUCCUGUCUGCGUGUUAGGGUUCCCUUGUGAACGUUACAGGUUUGGAAAAGAUUGUCAAUUGAUUCAUGUCCUUUUAAAUGACAAACAAGCAGACUUUCCUUUGUUCCACUAUUCUCUCUGUAGUCCACUCUUAAAAUAAGUUAUAUACUUACACAGGUUGAAUCUAGUACAUAUAACAAUUUAUACAAAUAGAAAUGAAAAAAACAACAAUUCCAAAAGAUCCAGAGCACUAUAUUAAAACAAGAGUCUUGCACAGUUAUCUAUAACAUACUUAUAAUCCAUAGUAGCAAACAGUUAACAAACAUUAAUUCAAAUAACAACUCCCAUAAAUCUAGGCCUAAGUGUAAAUAAUUAGCUCAGCACUAUAUCAUGCAAAACAUUGUCUCAAAUUAGUUGAUUUAAUAAAAACAUUUAGUAAAUUUAGGACUCCUUUUUUUCCAGGCUGCACAGUUAAUGUAAUCCACGUAAGCCUGGAACCUGGUGUAAGCCGAAAAAGAAACUUAUACGUUCCUUAUACUUAUGCUGUCCUUAAAAGUGACUUGUGUGGGUGCUGAUUUUCUCCAAUCUGCAGCUCUCCGCAACAGAAGUAACGCAAUGAGAAAACAUGCGCAGAAUGAAUAAUCUAUAAUGAGAUUUGUUGACAACAUUUAGUUGUUGGAGCCUUUUAUAAGUCCUCACUAACACUAAAUAACAAUAUCUAGUAUGUUUUGUUAAAGGAACGUUAUAAGGUCAGGAACACAAACACGUAUACCUGACCCUAUAGUGUUAAACCACCAUCUGCUCCCCCAUUACCCUCCAUAAAUAUAGUAUAAUCUUACCUUUACUCCAGUUUGCUGCUGCUGGCUCUGCCCCUGGUCUGCCUGCUUGGCUGACAUCAGAAGCGUUGCUAAAUACCAAUCACAAUGCAUGCCCAUAAGAAAGAAUUGGAUUGGCUAAGACUGUUAAGGAGGCAGAUCAAGGGCAGAGCCAGCACAAUUUAAACACCACCCUGGCCAAUCAGCAUCUCCUCAUAUCGAUGAACUGAAUUAAUACAUCUCUAUAAGGAAAGGUCAGUGUCGUCAUGCAGAGGGUAGAGACACUGAAUGUCAAGAAGCACCUCUAGCAGCCAUCUGAGGAGUGGUCGGUGGAUGUGUUCCUAGGUUGUAAUGUAAACACUCUUUUCUCAGAAAAGAUAGUGUUUACUGCAAAUAGUCUGAAGGGAAUGAUUAUACUCACCAGAAUAAAUACAAUAAUCUGUAGUUGUUCUGGUGACUAUAGUGUACCUGUAACUUCUACUGUCUAUAGUCAGUAUUUGAUAAAUAUUUAUGUGGGUAUAUUUUUAAUCUUGGUGAAAAGUAUGGUUAUUUGGUGUAUGAUUUAUACACUUGUUAUGCAAUUGAUCCUAUACAUGCAUGACUACAGAUAAGUUCAGGUAAAUAUAUCUUAAGAGUAUACUGCGGGUUGGACACUUUAAAAAAACAUUUCAGCUCAUGUAGUGGUCUUGAUGCAGUCACUGCAGGCUGACUUUUGCAAAGUCAUACAGUUGGAAGGGGUGCAUGAAAAUAGAAAAAAAUAAUACAUAAUGCUAUCCUUUAACCCCUUAAGGACCAAACUUCUGGAAUAAAAGGAAAUCAUUACAUGUCACACAUGUCAUGUGUCCUUAAGGGGGUAAACAAAAUUACAGCUUUGCUAUGUUAUAUGUUAACUUGAUAGACUAUAAAUUGAUAGUAACAAAUUUUAUUUUCCCCAUAUCAACAAUGGUCAUCUGUAAUGGGCUGAAAAUGGUCAACUGACACUCUUGGCCAAGCAGUGCUGCAGAUUGCUGCUUAUACUAAUACUUUCUCAUUGGCAUCAACAGCACAGAUUGGAUGGGCUGCUGGGGACUCUUUUAGCAUUAAACCAUUAAAGAUGGUUUCAAACUAAAUGGAAGGAUGGUGCCAGGGAACUCCAGAGACUAUAACUACUUCCAUUAGAUUAAGCUGUUGUUCUGCCUACAGUGUUCCUUUAACCGUUGUGUCACCAAUUUCUGUAAGAUCUACUGGUUAUAUUUAGUAUUUUGUGUUUUUUCACACAUGCUUCCUUUUCAUGUAGAAUUUCACAGUUCAUGUAUGUCCUACUACUGCCCCAUAGUACAACAAUAUUCUACAGGUGUACUUUUAUCAGAUGUUUCAGGGACAUGUAGGGUCAAAUAACAGACAUGCAGCAUGCACAGCCAAGUACCAAUCACUUUGGCAUGCUGAGAUACCUGAUUGGAAACCUUUCAGACUCUUUUGGCCAACUUGUCUUGGAGGCAAUCUCGGAAUAUCGCAACCGACAUGACGGAGUGUGCUCAUUCUGCCAUGGUGAUUCAAAGGGCUGUGUACUGCGUUCAUCUUUAAAAGGAAACUAUAGUGCCAGGAAAACAAACUUGUUUCCCUGGCACUUUAGCUUUUACCUCUGUCAAGGCUCUGUUUGGUAGAUAGCCACUAGAGGCGGAGUUAAAUCUAGCAGGUAGUUAUUGCAGUUUAUAAAAAUUACAUGUUCAAGGUUAAGGGUGAUGGGAUAUUGCACCCAGACGACAUCAAUGAACAGUGUCCCUUUCGAAAGAUUGCCUGGCUGGUAAUGUUUUACUUGACUUUUAUGCCCUGAAUCGUGCUUGAUGUAUAUUUAUAUGUAGAUUGGAAAAUGUGGUGCAUACGAGCAACAUAUGUUGGAUUGACUCAUUUUAAAAAUAGUCUGAGAAUAGUACAUUUGCUGCAGUAAUAUACAUGUGUUUUGCAUAAUCAUUCACACAUACAGCUCUCUCAUGGAUUUUUCAAUCUUGUUUAUAUCUAGGACCUUCACAAAUUAUGAACACCACUGAAGUACCUGUUCGAGUGAAAACCUGGCUUUCAUCUACCUGGCAUGUUAAAGUUCCAGACCAGUGGCUAGAAGCUUGCAUCAGUUGGAUCCAAGAAGAAAACAACACCUCUUCCUUGUCACAAGCAGAAAUUAAUAAACAGGUUUUUGAGCAGUGGCUUCUAACAGAUCUUAGGGAUUUACAGUACCCAGUAUUACCUGUUGGAAUACUGGAGUCUCUGAAAUGUGAACUCAGUGGUUAUUAUGCAAUUCAAAUAGAUUCCCUGGUGGAUGUCAGCCUACCUGCAUAUUCACAGCUUCAGAAAAUAAGAGGAAGGGACAACUUAAAUGAACAAGUUACAGCUACUACUCAGGUUUCUCAGAAACCAUGGGAAACUAAGCCAAAUAGAAUGCUCAUGAUACAACUUACUGAUGGAAUACAACAAAUCCAGGGGAUGGAAUACCAACCUCUUCCGAUGCUUAAUGCUAACCUUCCACCAGGUACCAAAAUCUUGUUACAAGGCACCAUUGUUUGUCGCUUGGGUGUCCUUCUUCUUAAAUCAGAGAAUAUGAAAGUUUUAGGUGGAGAAGUGGAAGCUCUAAGCGAGGAGUAUACACAAGACAAAAUUCUAUCCAGAUUGAUUGGAGUAGAGGAAAAUCCUUUACCUCAGAGUUCAAAUAUUCAAGAUCAGGUUUCUGCAAGGAGUAAUGAUGAAUUAGGAGAAGCCUUAGGAUUGUCUGAUGAAGAUCUUUUGGCAAGCCUUGAUGUUAAUGAUGAAUUCACUGUUAACAAUGGAACAGUCCCAGACAGUGGGUUUUAUAGCCAGAAUGAGAAUUCACGUGUUUCACGCUUUGAAACGCAGCAAACGGAACACUCAGCAUCUAGACAAGGGAGGAUUCCAGAGUCCACUCUGUCUGCUCAGAGUACAUCAUGUCAAGAAACCCAGCAAAUACCAAACCCAAGAUCUAGGCAAGGCAGUAUUUCUGGGUCAACUCAGAUUGUUCAGGUAAACCGAAUAGUUGGCUUGGAAGAAGACUAUGAUUUGGAAGAUGAUUUAUUGUUGGAGGAGGAAGUUCAGCGUGAGUUAGAGGAAAUGUCCAUGGAUCAGCCUAUAGCAAUAAAUAGAAAUCAAAGCUUAACCACAAGAAAAUGUCCAAACACAGCUGAAACCACAUCCGUAACCACACAUACCAGUCAUACAUCUAUGAAUGAAAAUAAUUUUGAUAAUCCUCCAUUCACAUACUUGUCACUUAUAUUGGCUAACAAAUGUACGGAGAUGAAACUAGUAAAUCUUAAGGCAUUUAUAGUGACUUUGAAUGGCAAUCUUACUAGCAGUGGUGGCUACUGGAAUAUUAGGGCUAAAAUAUCAGAUGGGACAGGAUAUCUAGAUGUGGACUUCAGUGACAAUGUUCUUAGAAAGCUGAUUGGAUUUUCAGUGCCUGAAAUGAAAAAAAUUAAAAAGGAUCCCUCCCAGAAAGAAAAACUCAAGGCAGGCCUUCAGAAGUGCCAAAUGGAACUCACUGAUUUUUGUGGCAUUAUGACCAUUUCAUAUGAUCCAACAAAGCCUGAAGGCAGUGUGGUAGCUCUGGAAGAAGUAACUGAAGAAAUAAUGCGCUCUUUAAGGCGAAGGUUAAAUCUAUUGUGAAUUAUUUAUUAAUAAUACGUGGAAUAUUGUAAAUAUUUGGUCUGUUUUAUAGGAAGCUAAGAUUGUAUAUGCCUCUUGCUCAAAUGUUAAUGAGAACAUUGCUGUAAUCAGUUCUACUGUAUAUUGCAUUUUUUUUUUUUAAUUUUUUUUUUAAAUGACACUAUUUCAUGUAACCACAAUGCAUGGUUGUAGAACACUUUCCCUGUAAUGACUAUAAUCUGUCUCUAACUGAUAUUUAUAACAUUCUGAUUGUUAUGCUUUAAUGCACCUUAACAUUUCACCUGCCAUAUACUUACGUCAAAUACCUUAAGUUGAACUUGAUAUGAUAAUCACUUUAAUGUUUAAAUAAAGUAUUUACACUGA